This is a messenger RNA of Penicillium daleae, 933 nucleotides long. RefSeq names its product ankyrin repeat domain-containing protein. Gene Ontology annotation, cellular component: cytoplasm. NCBI's taxonomy places the organism in Eukaryota, Fungi, Ascomycota, Eurotiomycetes, Eurotiales, Aspergillaceae. Bases 1 to 933 code for a protein of 310 amino acids. The transcript is spliced from 2 exons. Gene Ontology annotation, molecular function: protein binding. The record is from RefSeq and is a predicted model, not a curated record.
AUGGCAACAAAAUCAAAACCCGAAGAAGACCAACCGGUCGAAAACAUCAUCAUCGCAGCCGAUCAUGGCCGACUGGACCUCGUCACGACGCUGCUAGAAAGCGGAGCAGAUCCGAAUACCGUAGACGAGGUCGGAACCUCGGCUCUCCACAAUGCAGCGAAAAGGGGCCAUUGGCAUAUUGCCCGUCUUUUACUUGAAAAGAAUGCAUCGCCGAGUAUUCAGGAUGGCAAUGAUGCUAUUCCACUGCACCUUGCUAUCAGGGCGGGACAUAAGCAGAUUGUCCGGGUACUGCUUGAUUACGAUCCUUCGACUUGUAAUUUCAAGGAGAAUGGGAGAAAUGAACCGCUUUACAUCGCUGCUGUGUUUGGUCAUGCGGAUAUAGUGCAGAACCUGCUGGAUUGUGGUGCUACAACGCUCGCGCCGUCGGGGGAUGAGACGGCUCUGCACCUAGCAGCUAGGAAGGGACAUCAUGAUGUCCAUGCAAAGGAUUACACGGGGAACACGCCUUUUGCGUACGCAGUGGAAAAGGGCCAUGAGCGGGCCGUGGAUGUGUUUUUGCGCCAUUAUCCCGAGCUGGGGAAAACGUGCAAUGGCCAUAAGAAUUUGCUUUUCCAUCGGGCAAUUGAGAUGCGGAAGGUCGAGAUGGUUCGGAUCUUCUCGAGUCAUGGUACGGACGUGGAGAUGAAAGACAGUUCUGGGCAGAGGGCGCUUCACAGGGCGGUUGGCACGGAGAAUACAGAGCUGAUUCAGCUUAUACUUGAGUAUGGCCCUGUCAUUGAUGCGAAGGAGAAUUAUGGUUUUACUCCCUCGCAGACGACGAGGGAUCCGAAGAUCAGAAUGUUAUUGCGCAACCAUGCGAACACGCAUGCCAAGGGUCCGUCACUGCCCGUGGCACCCACGACUGCAGCCCCGCCUCCUGAAUAUAAGGCGUGA